AUGAUACCGAGCCUCAGAGUUCGGGCAGCUGCCGCUUUGGCCAUCGCCGUGGGCUAUCAGCAUGCCCUCGCCCAAGACACAUCGCCAUCCGGCGCCACAAUGGACGGAAUAGCCUGGGACUGCAGCGGUUGGCACACCGUCGUCUCUGGCGACACAUGCUAUUCCAUUGAGCAGCAGUACGGCAUCACAGAGGCCGAAUUUCUUGCGUGGAACCCGGCCGUGUCUAGCGACUGCGGUACCAACUUCUGGCCCGACUACUCAUACUGCGUCAGGGUCGGAGCUCCGGGCCCGACAAUGGAAGGCAUCGCAAGCAACUGUGAUGCCUGGCACACCGUCGUAUCAGGAGACUCGUGCUACAACAUAGAGCAGGAGUACAGCGUUACGGCUGAUCAGUUCUUCGAGUGGAAUCCUGCUGUAUCGACUGACUGCGCCACCAACUUCUGGCCAGACUACAGCUACUGUGUCGGCAUCAACGAAAACCAAGGCUCCACGACCAUCAGUGCCUCCUCGGCAACUGUCACUUCGACUGCCGCUAUUACAAGCAGCACAAGGACGAGCGUGAACACCACAACGACUCCGUACUCGACACGCUAUCCCGUCACUUCGUUCAAUCUCACGGCGCCGUACACAGCUACGGCCCUGCCUCCACAGCGGACUCUGUCUGGUCAACCGAGUUACUGCAAUACAUGGCACAUGGUAGCGGGAGGCCAGACGUGUGAGGAUGUUGUCAACUACUACAGCAACAGACUGACGCUCGAGCAACUCCUCGAGUACAAUCCUACUAUUGGACAAGAUUGCAGCGGCUUGUAUACAGGCUGGUACAUCUGCGUCGGCAUCCAGUCCCAAACCUCUUCGAGGAUAGAGUGGUACACGUCUCAGACCAACUUCACCGCGCCGGCGUCUACACCCUAUCCUGGCUAUGUAGCCACUGCUGUUGCCAACUACACCGCAUCUCCGCAGCAGACGGGCAUCCCCAGCAGCUGCCAAAACUACUACCAGGCCCAGGCAGACGAUACUUGCACGACCGUUCUCGAUGUAUACGACUACAUCACGGAGGAGCAAUUCUUUAGCUGGAACCCGGCCCUCAACGGUGACUGCCUGGGUCUCUGGUCCGGCUACUACUACUGCGUUGCCAACUUUGCGGCCGCAAGCGAUGUACCUAUGCCUCCCACAGUCACGAGCGGAGCGUCUCCCACGGCAACAGGAACCAUUAGCACCUGUGAGAAGUGGUAUAUCACCCGGGUCAACGACGACUGCGCCGCCGUCGCCGCAUGGUUCGGCACCUUCUCCGAGUCCGACUUCAUCUCCUGGAACCCGAGUGUCGGGUCAUCAUGCGCCAACAUCCAACAGGACACGUAUUACUGCGUAGGUGUUCCAGGAACGGCCACGACGCGCUCCAACGCCGUGACGACAACUGUGCCCGCGAGCAUGCCGACUCAGACGGGUGUCGUGUCUGGCUGUACUCAAUUUUGGCUUGUGUCGCCGUCCGACACGUGUGAUACCAUUAUCGAGGACAGCGGCGUCGCCAACGCCACUAUCUUUCACGCGUGGAACCCGGCCGUCGGGUCUGAUUGUGCUGGCCUGAAGGUAGACUACUACGUUUGUGUCAGUACCAGUGAGUGGGAGACCAUCGCCCCCAUCAGCACUGUUACUAUCUCGGCCGGCCAAACCAUUGUACCCAGCACGACGGUUGCCUCAAACUCGGCGUCAGCGUCUGCAUCUUCGUCUACGACAUCGUCUGCUGGCGCCUCGACGACGACCAGCACUGCCGUGACAACGCCGUCGCCGUUCAUGCCGGGUAUGGUAGACGGAUGUGUCAGGUUCUACUUCCGCAGCAGCGAUGCAGCUGCCCUGUACUGCUAUGAUAUCGCUUCAUAUGCGGGCAUCGCCCUCAGCGACUUUUACACAUGGAACCCGCAGGUCGGCACCGAUUGCACCAACCUGUGGGCUGAUACGUGGUAUUGCAUCGGCCUCUCGGGGUCGACUCCGACGACGAUCUCAUCGGGUGUGCCUACUCCGGCCUGA
This is a messenger RNA of Colletotrichum chrysophilum, 2025 nucleotides long. RefSeq lists its product as uncharacterized. The record is from RefSeq and is a predicted model, not a curated record. The transcript has 2 exons. NCBI's taxonomy places the organism in Eukaryota, Fungi, Ascomycota, Sordariomycetes, Glomerellales, Glomerellaceae. The coding region runs from base 1 to 2025 and encodes 674 amino acids.